GGUAGAAGCUGAGAUAUAUUGUACAGGGAGAGCCAGAGUACCUCACAGACUCCAGCCUUUAGAAAGAGAGCAGACAAAACAUGAUGUCAAAAUGGCAGCUAGAUAUCUAUGGAGUGCAGGAAGCUUCGCUGUGGAUGACUGUAAGCAAAAAAUUCAAGUGUGCGGUCCACCUCCAUGUACUGGUGUGCCACGCAAAACACCCAUACCUUAUACAGCAUUAGACUUGUCAAGGGCCACAGAUGACUCUUAUGUAAAGUGCCCUUAUAUAAAUGUGAUAGAACAAACUAGUGAUCUCAGUGAGGGAGAAGUACCAGUAAAAAUGAUUAAACCGCAUCAGGUGACUAUACAUAUGGAAGGACUAAAUAAUAUCUCUCCUGCUGCUACUAAGGAGGCUCAUCUCCAAGAGAAGGGUCAGUUGCAGAAUAGUGAACAGUACCUGGAACGUUGCAUUGAGGGAAUAAGUGCAAACAGAAAACCAGAGCAGAUGCAGCCAACAUGUGCCACCAUAGAAAACAUCUGUAGAGAAAUAAGCCAUUGCUCAGAGAAUGUGGAAUUUAAUGGUCUACAAGAGACAUCUUCUGAAGACUUUGCUCUUUUUAUUAAAAAGCAUCUUCCUAACGAUUUCCAUUCUCCAACAUAUAAAGACACCUUGGACGAAUUGAGUGAUUUGUCUCCUUCAAAAGCAGAUUGCUCUCGGUCAUACCAAAGCAUUGAAUGCCACCCAAACAGGUUUCUACAGCAACAACAGGAGCGCAGUCCUUGCACAUCUCAAAAGCUUGCUGACUUCAGACAUCCAGAGAAACCAUUGAAUACCGAAGUCAGGCAUAAUCUGGCAGAAUAUCACACCAGUGUGCUUCCUAUUGGUGAUCAGUCAGAUGUAUGGAAUAUAAAAACCAGGCCCUUAUUAAUAGUGUCCUAUAUGAAGAAACAGAAUAGUGAAUUAGAGGAGGAGGCAAUGAACCUUAAGGAUGAACAAAGAAGUGCUGGAUAUUCAGCUAGCAAGAAGUUACAUAAGCCUGCUGUAUCGAUGCCAAUACCGUCCUGCGGUGAAGCCCAGGUGGAAAGAGAUAGUGACACAGUCAGCCUAGAAAGAGUAGCAGGAGACGGUAUUCGGAAAAAUAUGCAAAAUAACAUAAAGUCUGUGGGAGGACCUCUCGGACCAGUGCAGGGACCUCUUGGCGGCUUGGCUCCUUUACGUGCCAUGGGGGACUCUGUUGGAGGAAGUGGUGGAGUGCGGGGAUCUCUGAGCAGCAGUGCUGGAAGCUCUGGAGGAUUCGACAAUCUGUUGGGUGGAACUUCAGGAGUCUUCACUGCACAGCCACAAAAAACUGCGGCCUAUAUCAAGAGCUCCUCAAUAAAGCAGCCAGAGGAGAGGGUGAGCCUCACCUUGCCAGGUCUAGAUGAAGAAGACGAAGACGUGGAGCAGGAGAGUGAAGACCAGAGUCCUCGAGUAUCUGCCCGUCUGCUUAAGAACUUGCACAUGGACAUUGGAUCUCUGGGAGGUGGCUUUGAAUAUGAGGAGAGUGAACGGAGAGAUGAAUCCAUUGCAGCCAGCGGCACAGACGAGGGCUCUGAACCAGAGUUACAGGACCUUGGAAAAUCUGAGAAUGAAGAGGAGAGCCAAAAAGAGAAGGAAUUGAAAGGAAGUCCAAGUGUACAUCCAUCUUUCCAUUCCACUGGUCAGUCAUCACCAGGAGGUCAAGACACCAGUUUGGCUAAAGCACAGACUGAACAGCCUGGCGAGCCAGAUAUACAUGUGGUGCAGAGUGUGUCUCCAGCUGAAAAGCCUGCACUGAAGGAGGGCUCUGCACCAAGCUCCUUACACAGUGAUCCUAAGGAAGAAACCUCUGAUGCCUCCAUAGCUGGAGAGCCAGGUUCCAGUACUGGGGAUCAUAUCCUGGAACACGAUGCCCAGGAUGAAUCUGAUCCUAGUGAAGGUGUCAAGGACCUUCCCAAGUCAAGCAGCAAUGGACUGGGAACCAUGGACUUUGGACUCGGUGGUCGAUCACUGGAGAAAGUUCUUGACAUCAGUGCAUUAUCUCCUCGACCCUUAAGCCCAAAGGACACAAUAGACGAAGAAGUGGAUGAAGAUGUUGAAGAAGACAUAAGUGAAGAAGACCACCUUGAGCCAGUAAAAGAUCUAAUGGAGAUUACAAAACAAAAAAUUCCAGAAACCCUGGAACGAACAGUUACGAAAGAUCAGUCCAGAAUUUUACCAGAAUCCUUCAAACAGAGCAGCCAGUCCUUGCCAAAUGCAGCUAAAGAGUCCAAACUGCAAGCAGAACCUAUAAAACUCCCAACCGAGUCUGUAAAAGAUCUAAAAGAGUCUUCUAAACAUUCUAGUGAUACUUCAGAAUUAAUAGUGGAGCAGGAGAAGAUGACAAUAGAGGAAGAAGAACAUGGGAGCAAACUGCAGGAGUUGAGAGACAAGCUGAGGAAAGAAGAAGAGGAGGAGAGACGUCGACUGCAUCAACAACAGGAGAGCAACCUUAGAGCCUUAGAAGAAAGGUUUGAACAGGAGCUAAAGAUGGAAGAAGACAAACUACGGGAGAUCCAGAAGCAGAGAUUGCUAAAACUGGAAAAUGACCUCAACCUGGAGAGGGAGGAAGAAGAAGAACAUAUGAAAAUCCGGGAAGAGGAGUUCAGAGAAAAAUGGAAGCAGUCAUUACAGCAAAUGGAGGAGGCCCGGGAGGAGAAACUAUUACAAGAUAAAAAGGAUCUACUGGAAAAAAUGAAAAAAGAAACAGAAAAUGUACUUUGUAAAAGAGAUGCUGCCCUGGAAGAGAUGAGGGCGAAACAUGGGCAAGAAACAAAGGAGGUUCUCGAAUCUUUGGAGAAAAAGCAUUUGGCGAAUCUGGAGCAGCUAAAAGCAGAAGUUCUGGAGAAACAUCACAAGGAAGUUUCUGACUUGCAGAAAAAAGAGGAUUCUGCAACACCGGGUGAAUUGUAUCUUGCUAACAAGAAAAUGACCCAAGUGUUGGACUUUGAAACACAGAUGAAGGACCUCUUGCAAGAAAAGCGCGAGGCCUUGCAGAGAGACCAUGAACGAAAAUUGGAGCAUAUGAAAGAGGAACAUGAACAUGCAUUGGAGAAGAUGUGGAAUCAGCUGGAGAAGGAGGAGCAGACCCAAAGGUCCCAAAUGCUGGAAAAAUUAAAAGAAGAGUUGAGCAAGAUAAUGCAACUGAAUGAACAGGAGCUUGAAAUCCAGCGCCAAGAGCAGGAGAGGCGUCUGGAAGAAAGGCAGCGCAGCUACCAGGAACAGGAGAACAAGUUACAGGAUUUAGAGCAAAACCUGGAGAUCAGAAGAAAACAGAUAUUAAUACAGACGGGUCAUUUAGACAGCCAGGAAGAAGCUUUGGCACAAAAAAGAGAGGAACUUGAAGUUCAAGAAAAGAAGCUAGAGAAAAAAGCUAAAAGUCUUAAGGAUCGGGAAACCGGAGUAAAGGAGCAGAGACAACUUAGUGAAUUAUUGCAACUAAAACAAAAGGAACUUGAGGAAGUACAAGACCGGAAGUCAGAGGUGGAAGCUCAAAUAGAGGUUCUCCAAAGCCGGUACAGCAAUCUUCAGAAAAUGGCAAAUGGCUUGGAGGAAAAAGUAAAGUGGAAACGCGAGGACCUAAAGGAGUUGAAAAAAGAGGGAACAGUUAAUCCAGCGGAGACAGAACUUCGCCUAGAAGAUCUGACAAAAUCAAACAGCCCUGUCCAUGCCAUUUCCUCUCCUUAUCAUACAGAGCUUCCAAAAGCAUUUUCAACUCCUGUACAUGUUGCUGGACUGGACUCCAGUAUUGACGACAUGCGUUCUUACAUUUCAUCACAAGGAGCUUCAAUUCAAAGGGCCAAGGAUUUUUUACGACUUCAGACCCGCUCUAUGUGCCGACGACAGACUUUGCUCAAAGCAGCCAAACAACAGUGGCGUCACAAUAUGCACGAAUCUCAGGAUUCAGAGGAGUCCCAAAAACUAGAGGGCAUAAGAAAGAACCUAGAAGAGGAAUCUCGCAACCUGAAAGACAUUCGCUGCACAAUGGAGAAGGGACAUGUGUUACUGCAGGAGAAGGAGCAGCGUCUGCAGGAGCUGGAGGACUCACUCCAGGAGGAGGUGUCACAAGAUGAUACUCUGAAAGGCAAAAGGAACAAAAAAUUUGUAACAUUUGAUGUCAGUGACUCAGAUGACACCAGUAGUGGGACCAGUAUGGACAUACAUGGAGCAGGUGAUGUUUUGGGGUUGCAGACCAGCCUUCCUGUAAAGGUCCAGCAUCUAACACAGUCCCUGCGUCACAUCACAGCUGAGCUGAAUAGUGUUCUAUCAUCGCUAACCUCUGACCCUCAGUCCCUGCUCUGUACACCCAACCAGCCUCCAUCCAUGAUGGGUGUCCCUGUUUCUGCUUAUGCGUCAUUGUCCAGAAUGAGUCCUCAGAUUGGCAGCCAUUCACUAUCUCACUGGGCCUGGAGAACCGGUGUCCACUCAAAUGCUGCUUCAGCCUCUGCUGCCCAGUCUGUGGAUGCCAUGAUGGCAGAGAAGUGGAGGAAGUAUUUCCCUGGAGGGAUGCCUUUACUGAGUGAGCAGUCUGUACACACAGAGAAUAAACUGGGAUAUGUUUCUGCAGAGGAACAGCUGAAAAACAUGCAGAGUGCAACUUUGCGUUCCCAGUUCACAGAUAAGCAGACCUUGCAGGCCAUGAUUGAGACCAACAAGAAAUGGCUGGAAAAUUACAAGAGUGACCCCAGGGUUCUACUUCCUUCACGUAUGAGCAGAUCUCCAACAGGAAAAGGACUUUUGCAGCUGGGUUUAGAUGAAAAUGACAAAAUCAAAGUCUAUCAUUACUAGCAGUCAGGCCGUGGAGCUCAGGAGCCAGAUGGACAGAUUUUGCAUUACAUAGAAAUGAAGUGGUUUGAUAUAUAUUUCACUGUAGGUAAUGCUGUAAUUUACAGAAGUAGGAACAUGUUCUCAGCAAAGAUUGAGAACCAGGAACUUAUUCAUAAUACUGCAGGUCACAGAUAUUGAAGUCAAGCGUCACCAUAUACUGGGAAAUUGCUAUUCAUGUGAUAUACUAACUUAUUUGAACAAAAAAACGGGUACGAAGGUGAAGAUAUGUGAACUGUCCAAAGAAUUCUGCAUGCUUAAUGGAAGCGGAAAAAUAAUUAUUUUCAGUAGGAUUGUUCUAGACGAGGAGUCUAGAGAAAUGUCUGUCUGCCGCAUGAUAACUUUCAUAUCUCCGUCUAUAUCUCUGGUUCGGCGAACAUCAAUAUAUAUAUAUAUAUAUAUAUAUAUAUAUAUAUAUAUAUAUGAAUGUUAUUAGUAGCAAAACUUCUGUAUGUUACACACAUUAGGUUUAGUGUUACUUUAAGCAGUGGUCUCCAAACAGUGGCCCCCCAGUUUUUUUAGGCUGGUUUCACAAGGGGUGGAUUAUGGACACAUGUUUGUAUUCGUAUGAUGGCAGCAAGUCCCAACCUGGCCAUCGGGCUUCUGACCGAACUGACAUCAGACCCACAAUUAGGCCGGAAUGUGCUACUGUAAUACAGACUCAAAAAUGUGUCUAUAUUACACCUGUGGGAAACCAGCCUAAACCUGAAUCUCAGCCUUUUAUAAUGUUGGUGGCUUCAAAACAAUUUGCCAGUUUUUUCCUAAUAUAUUUGAGUCAAGACUCUGUAGACAGCUCCAGAUCUCUUGCAUAUACUCCUGUUUUACAUCUCUGUUUAUGCAGGAAAUUCGAGGAUCUAUAUCAGAAAAAAACGAGGCACCAUCCAUUAUAAAGAUACAAUAGAGAUUAAUCAGAAGAGAUUGUUAAUCGAUCUAGGUAAAAAAGAAAAUGUUGUUAGAAGGUGAUAUAAAGGGGUAUUCUCAUUAACAAAAGUUUGUAUUAUCCACAGCAUGGCACAACUAACAGACUGGUGAGUGCCCAACCGCUGGGACAUCGUUCAAGAAGCAUAAGACAAAUGUCCUUCAUUUGUUCUCUAUGAGAUUGUGGGGGUCCCUCCUCAAGCUGCUAGUUAUCCCCUAUACUGUGAAUAAUGUGAAUACCACUUUAAGGCUGAUUUAAAGGGGUACUCCCACCCUAGACA
This is a messenger RNA of Hyla sarda, 6060 nucleotides long. It is a transcript of the gene CEP164, whose product is annotated as centrosomal protein 164. The transcript is spliced from 28 exons. NCBI's taxonomy places the organism in Eukaryota, Metazoa, Chordata, Amphibia, Anura, Hylidae. Gene Ontology annotation, molecular function: protein binding. Bases 92 to 4825 code for a protein of 1577 amino acids. The record is from RefSeq and is a predicted model, not a curated record.